Trichoderma asperellum CBS 433.97 is the source of this 966-nucleotide messenger RNA. RefSeq lists its product as uncharacterized. Lineage: Eukaryota; Fungi; Ascomycota; Sordariomycetes; Hypocreales; Hypocreaceae. Gene Ontology annotation, molecular function: protein binding. The record is from RefSeq and is a predicted model, not a curated record.
AUGUCCGACUUUGCCCCCCCAUCAGGGCCUCCGCCGCCCAAGGCUCCCGAAGUCCCUUCCGGCUGGACCGCCCGGUGGAACGACCAGUAUAAAGAAUGGUUCUACGUCAACCUCUACACCAAGAAAUCCCAAUGGGACAAGCCUACCCACCCCGUCUAUCCUGAGGGUGAGGCUCCGCCUUCAGAUCCCCCUCCAGGCUAUGACGGCCACGGCCGCAACUCCCCCUACCCUUCCGACCAUAAGACGAACCCCUAUAGCAACUCAGGCAACAACGCCGGCUCUUCAUCUAGAAGCCAUCAAGAAGAUGAGGAUGCGCGUAUGGCGGCCAGGUUACAGGCCGAAGAAAAUGCGCGAGCCCAUGGCGGCGGCUACAGCGGUGGCGCUGCCGACUCAUACCGCCAGGGACAGAGCACCAGCCCAUACCCUCCGCCUGGAAGCAGCCCCUAUGCUUCUCCUCCUCCCCAGCAGCAGCAGGGGCAGAGCGGCGACCGAGGCCUACUGAGCAGUCUCGCCGGUGGCUUUAUCGGCUCCAAGCUGGGGAGCAAGAAUAGCAACUCUCACAACGCCUCUCCCAGUGGCUUCCCCGGCGCUCCUGGCGCAGGCCCCUAUGGGAACUACGGACCGCCACCACCGCAAGGCUAUGGACCGCCGCCGCCCCAGGGAUAUGGCCCUCCAGGCUACGGAGGAACGCCUGGUGCGUACGGCGGUGGCUACGGCCCUCCCCCUCAGCAAUACGCUCCGUCUCCUCAGCCGAUGGUGGUGCAACAGCAAGCACCGCCUAGAAAGAGCGGUGGCCUUGGAGGCUUCGGAGGAGCUGCUCUCGGUCUCGGUGCUGGUGUGGUUGGUACUCUACUGGUGGAGGAUGCGAUUGAUCACUUUGAGGACAAAGGAUAUGAGCAGGGCUACGACCAAGGGUACGAUAACGGAUUCGACAACGGAUACGACGAUGGUGGUGGUGAUUGGUAA